AUGAAAGAUCCAUACCUCAUGCUUUCGUUGCUAAUUCCUGGCCCAAAAGCACUAGGCAACGAUAUCGACGUGUAUCUACGCCCUUUAAUUGAAGAACUGAAGUUUCUAUGGGAAGUGGGUGUCAAUACAUACGAUGCAUUUGCAGAUCAAUCGUUUCGAUUACAUGCAGCAUUACUUUGGACCAUUAAUGACUUCCCAGCGUAUGCUAAUCUUUCUGGGUGGAGCACAAAGGGGAAAUUGGCAUGUCCUACGUGUAAUGGUAGUACGGAUUCAUUGUGGCUGGUCCAUGGGCGAAAGCACUGCUACAUGGGUCAUCGGCGGUGGUUGUUGCCAGGGCACAGGUGGAGAUCUAAAAAAGUUGAAUUUAAUGGUAGUACUGACCAUUGGCAAGCACCUAUACAUUUGUCGGGAGAGGCUAUCUUGGAACAAUUGAGAGAAUUGCAAGAUGUACAGUUUGGUAAGUUAUCAAAAAAGAGGAAACGCAUGGCCAAUGAGUUGAAUUGGACCAAAAAAAGUGUAUUCUUUGAGUUGCCUUAUUGGAAAUCCUUGAAAUUGAGGCAUAACCUAGAUGUCAUGUAUAUUGAGAAGAACAUAUGCAAUAGCGUAUUAGGAACUUUGAUGGAUAUUGAGGGAAAAAGCAAGGACAUAGCCAAUGCCCGUUGGGAUUUGGCCAACCUAGGCAUACGGAAAGAAUUACACUUACAGCAAGAUGGCGAUAGUUGUUCAAUGAGACUGGCUUUGGUGAUUAGUGGCUACUUAACCAGUGAUGUACGACAAGCUUUGACUAAGUUAAGUUCAUUCUUCAAGAAAUUGUGUGCACGAGCAUUAAACAUUGAUGUUCUGCACCGCCUACAAACUGAUAUCUCUCUUAUUCUUUGCAAGUUGGAAAUGAUAUUCCCACCUGCAUUCUUCGAUAUAAUGGUGCAUCUUGCUAUUCACUUGCCACAAGAGGCAUUGCUUGCUGGACCUGUCCAGUAUAGGUGGAUGUAUCCUUUUGAACGGUAUCUAGGGAAGUUCAAGCAUAAUGUAAAAAAUAUGGCAAGACCUAAAGGCUCAAUUGCUGAGGCCUAUAUUCAUGUUGAGUGCCUUACAUUUUGUUCGAUGUAUCUCCAUGACAUUGAGAUGACUUUUACUAGGGAAGAGCGAAAUGUGGAUGUUGGUCCAGACCAUAUACUGGGUAGUAUGAGUGUAUUUUUUCAAAAGGUGAGACCAAUGGGUUCGUCCUCCACUGAUAGAUUGGAUGAUCAGCUAUUUGCAAAAGCUAAGUGUCAGCACUAUAACAAGAUUAAAGAAGAGGACCCAACAAUGUUGAUCAUUCAAGAAUUGUGUAUCUUGAAUCCAGAUGAAGUUACAAAUGAACUUUAUGCUCUUGCUUGCGGACCAGAUCCUUGGGUGGGAUUAUAUAGUGGAUGCAUCAUGAAUGGAAUUCGGUUUCACACAAAAGACCGUGAACAACAUCGACGCAGCCAAAAUAGUGGGGUGGUUGUUACUGGGGUACAUCAGUCGAUGCCGGUUGAUUUCUAUGGGGUGUUGAAAGAGAUCCUUGAAUUAAGCUACAUGGGGUGGCAUCUUGUGUACUUGUUUAAAUGUGACUGGUGGGACGUUGGUGAUCAUAGACGCGGCAUUCAUGUAGGGGACCAUCUUACAAAUGAUAGUGUGGUGGGGAAUUGGCAAGUGGUACAAAAGAUAACCAAUAGGAAUGUCUAUGACAUUCCACCCGUCCCAACUGCAUUGUAUGAUGGUGAGGACUCCUUUGAAGGUUAUGCAUUUCAAGAGGAAGAAGCUAGUAUUGAAGAUUUCCCAAUCAAUGAAAGUGAUACUGGCUUGGGAAACACAUUGCAUCGGGAGGAUGAAGAACUAAUUGUUGUUAAUGAGGUAACUACGCUACCUCGUUCUACUCCCGACGAUGCCGACCAAACUUUUAUUGAAGAUGAUGUGGAUGGUGACGACUAUGGCAAUCAUCCCAAUACUGACCAUUAUGAGUCUGAGAAUGAGGACGACUCCCAAUCGAAUUCUGAAACAGAAUCUGAAUAA
This is a messenger RNA of Carya illinoinensis, 2034 nucleotides long. RefSeq lists its product as uncharacterized. Lineage: Eukaryota; Viridiplantae; Streptophyta; Magnoliopsida; Fagales; Juglandaceae. The transcript has 5 exons. The record is from RefSeq and is a predicted model, not a curated record. Bases 1 to 2034 code for a protein of 677 amino acids.